Messenger RNA from Eurypyga helias (sunbittern), 2891 nucleotides. RefSeq names its product extracellular matrix protein FRAS1-like. The transcript has 18 exons. The annotation marks the transcript as partial. Lineage: Eukaryota; Metazoa; Chordata; Aves; Eurypygiformes; Eurypygidae. The record is from RefSeq and is a predicted model, not a curated record.
CUUGUCACGAGUCUUGUUCCUCAUGCUGGGGUGCUGCUGAGAACAAUUGUUUGUCCUGCAAAGACACAUCACGCAUGCUAAAAGCAGGGCUCUGUGUGGCCAGCUGUGGACAGGGGUUUUAUACGAAGGAUGGAGUCUGCAGCGUUUGCGGCCGGUUCUGCAAAACGUGCUAUUCAGACCAACCCAGGUGUUUGACCUGUGCUUCAGAUAAGCUCUUACACGAUGGGAAGUGCAUGUCAGAGUGCCCGGAUGGAUACUUCCCAAGUAGCAGUGGAAGAUGCAGAGCUUGUCAUGAUUCAUGCUCCACAUGUGAAGGACCUCUGGCCACUCACUGCACCUCCUGUUCCUUUCCUCUGGCAUUGCACCGGGGCCAGUGCCUGCAGGGCUGUGGAGAGGGUUUUUACCAGGAUUUCAACGUCUGCAAGGGUUGCCAUCCAUCCUGCCGUGCCUGCAUCGGCCCGGAGGCCUCUCAUUGCCUGCAGUGCAGGGCACCAGAGGAUGCACUGCAGCCUCACCAGCCCAUGGAAGGACCUGUACAUGGCCUUUGCCUCUCCCACUGCCAAGCCCAGUUCUACAUGGAUAGCACAGGAGUCUGCAAAGAAUGCCACUCCUCCUGUGCAGGCUGUGUGGGGAACACUUCCCAGGACUGUACGGCUUGUCUGUCUUCCCACGUCCUGCUUGAAGGAAGAUGCCUCUCUGAGUGCCCGGAGGGGAUGUUCAGCCACAAAGAUCACUGCUACUCCUGUCAUCCAUCCUGCAAGACAUGCCGUGGCCCUUCAGAUUUGGAGUGCUUAACCUGCCAUCCCCACGCGACUCUAGCUAGUGGAAAGUGCAGGACUAGCUGCAAGGAAGAGCAGUAUCUCAACCUGGUGGGGUACUGUGUGGACUGCCACCCUUUGUGCCGUCAGUGUGUGGCCAACCUGCGGGACACCGGCAGCAUCUGUCUGAAGUGCCAGAACGCCCGUCACUUGCUCCUGGGGGAUCACUGCAUUCCUGACUGUCCGGUGGGAUACUAUGCGGAGAAUGGUGCUUGCAAAAGGUGUCACCGCUCAUGUAAAACCUGCACUGGCAGGGGUCCUUUUUCCUGCUCUUCCUGCAACACCAGCCUGGUUCUCUCCCACACCAGCAUGUGUGUGCCGAUUUGUGCCCCGGGAUACUACAGGGAUGACAGGCAGACCUGCAAACCUUGCAACAGCCAGUGCCUGAGCUGUGAAUCAGCCGCGGGCUGUACAUCUUGCAGAGAUCCAGCCAAGGUCCUGCUGUUUGGAGAAUGCCAGUACGAGAGCUGCGCUCCACAGUAUUACCUGGAUAUUGCCAGCAGGACAUGCAGAGAGUGUGACUGGAGCUGUAACGCUUGUAAAGGUUCCCAGCGGACUGACUGCCUGCAGUGUAUGGAGGGCUACAUUCUCCAUGAAGGAGCUUGUGUGGAACAGUGCCCUGCGGCUUUCUACAAGGAAUCAGACACAUGCCAGAGGUGUGAUGAACACUGCCUUCAGUGUCGCCAGCCAGAUGAGUGCAGCCUUUGCGAAGCCCCGUUUUAUCUCUUGGACGCUCGCUGCGUUCACAAAUGUGGGAAGUGGUAUUAUGCAGACCGCACACAUCGAAAGUGCAGAGCUUGUCCUCCCGGAUGCUUGGAGUGUGACAGCGACAGCCUGUGUCACCUCUGCGAUAGCACCAUGUUUCUGAAGAAUAAAGUUUGUGUUUCUGCCUGUGGCCAGGGUUUCUAUGGCAAUAUGCGGACCAGAGAGUGUGAAGAAGCCAGCAAGUAUUCCACGAGCUUCCAUGUGAACAGUACCCUCACAGUAGGAAUUGGAGGGGUGAAGCCCCUAGACCUCUCCUUACUGGGUGUGUGUGAUCUGGAUGGUGACACGGGACAGCUCUUUUUCCAUAUCGACAGCACUCCCUCCAACGGCAGGCUAGUGAUGGUGAGAAACGGGAAGGAGGUGCAGCUGAGCAAAGGUGACCGCUUCAGCUGCAAGGAUGUGAAGGAGAAGAGGGUUCGUUUUGUGCACAGCGAAGAGAAAUCCAGGAAAGGGCAGUUUUCCUUGAAGAUGAGUGAUCAACAUUUCUUCUCCCAUCCCGAGGUGGUCAACAUUCAAGCAUUUUCAACACAGGCCCCAUAUGUGUUCAGAAACGAGGCCCUCCUUGUCCGCAGAGGGAAAAUUGGAACUAUAACAGAACUGUUGCUUAGUGUGAGAGACAGUGACAAUCCUCAGGACGUUGUACUGAUGGUUUUAGAGCCUCCACGUCAUGGGCGGCUUAUCAGACCUCCUGGAGACUCAGCUUCUGCAGUCCACAUGUUCCACCUGGAUGACCUUGCCAGCGGACUGCUGCAUUACGCUCAUGAUGGCUCUGACACCCGGGAUGAUGCAGUUCUUCUGCAAGUGAACGAUGGGUACCACUUCCAGAACCUUCUGUUCCACAUUAAGAUUGUUCCCAAGAAUGACAGGACCCCUCAGCUGGUGACAAAUUCCCUGGUCUGGGUGCCCCAGGGAGGCAUGCUACAGAUCUCCAAGACAGUUCUUCAUGCCGAGCUGCCCAGUGCCCGUGACUCUGAGAUAACCUACACCAUCGUCAAGGACCAGCCAAGACAUGGUGAAGUCGUGCUUCUGGUCCCAAUGCCGGCAGACGGCCCAGCAGACUCGUGGCAGCUUUUGCCUGAUGGAAGAGCAGCCUCACCUACAACCUCUUUUACCCAGCAGGACAUCAACGAAGGCAUUGUGUGGUACAGGCACUCUGGCUCUGAAGUAGAGAGUGACUCCUUCCAAUUCCAGGUGUCCAGCUCUGCCAGUCCACAAGCCAGCUUGGAAAGCCACGUGUUCAACGUUGCCGUUCUCCCACAGACUCCCAGAGCACCUCAGCUUUCCCUCGGCUCCUCCUUGCACAUGGCU